This is a messenger RNA of Cajanus cajan (pigeon pea), 2268 nucleotides long. Its product is annotated as Vacuolar import/degradation, Vid27-related protein. The record is from RefSeq and is a predicted model, not a curated record. Gene Ontology annotation, molecular function: protein binding. NCBI's taxonomy places the organism in Eukaryota, Viridiplantae, Streptophyta, Magnoliopsida, Fabales, Fabaceae. Gene Ontology annotation, cellular component: cytoplasm; nucleus.
AGCCGCUAGGGACGCUAUAAAACCGCCGUUGAAUUCGAAAAUCAAAAUCAAAAUCAAAAUUAAAAUCAAAUUCAUUUCAUUACAUUUGGCUCCUUCGAUCCUUCCACCAAAUCAGAGAACCAAUUUCCAUGGGCACCUCUCAGAGCCGCGAGGGCCUCGAAGUUUCCGAUUCAGACUCCGACUACGAACAAGAACACGAACACGAACACGAACACGAAGAAGAAGAAGAAGAAGAAAAUGAACAACACUACAAAGACGCUCAAACCACCUCAGCUUCCCACUCCACCGACCUCGAAGACGUCGACGCUAAACUCAAAGCCUUAAAACUCAAAUACCGAACACCUUCAUCCUCCUCCGCCAAAUCGCUUCCGCAAAACGCCGUUAAGCUCUACCUCCACAUCGGCGGCAACACUCCCAACGCCAAAUGGAUCCUCUCCGACAAGCGCACCACCUACGCCUUCCUCAAAGACACCGAAAACGACGACGUCUGGUUCCUCACCGUCGGCUCCAAGGUCCGCGCUAGGGUUUCCUCCGAAAUGCAAUUGAAGAUGUUCGGCGACCAGCGUCGCGUCGAUUUCGUCGCCGACGGCGUCUGGGCGCUCAAAUUCCCCUCCGACGACACCUACCGCCGCUUCGUCACCGACUUCCAGAACUGCAUGUUCGAAAACGUGUACGGCCUCGAGUGCACGGAGGAGAACAAGGUCAAAAUCUACGGCAAGGAGUUCAUCGGCUGGGUGAAGCCCGAAGCUGCCGACGAUUCCGUCUGGGAGGAUGCCGCCGCCGCCGAUGGCGGCGACGGCGACGUGUUCGCGUCGCCGUCGCGGCGGAGAAACGACCUAAUGGAGGAGUUUGAGGAGGCCGCGAACGGCGGCGUCCAAACCCUAACCCUAGGCGCGCUCGACAACAGCUUCAUGGUCAACGACUCCGGCGUCCACGUGUACCGCAAUUUCGACCGCGGGAUCCACGGCAAGGGCGUCGCCGUGAAGUUCGACGGCGGCGGUGGUUUCCGGCAGCAGACGCCGAAUAAGGCGCUUCUGAUGCGCGCGGAGACGAACAUGAUGCUGAUGAGUCCGUUAAACGAUGGGAAGCCCCAUGCUUCGAAGCUUAACCAGCUUGAUAUCGAAACGGGGAAGAUUGUCACGGAGUGGAAGUUUGAGAAGGACGGUGCUGACAUAACGAUGAGGGAUAUCACCAAUGACACCAAAGGGUCGCAGUUGGACCCUUCGGAGUCAACGUUUUUGGGGUUGGAUGAUAACAGGUUGUGUCAGUGGGACAUGCGUGAAAAGAAGGGGAUUGUUCAGAACAUUGCCACGGCUAGUUCUUCCCCUGUUUUGCAUUGGAGCCAGGGGCACCAGUUUUCGAGAGGGACUAACUUUCAGUGCUUUGCCACCACCGGUGAUGGGUCCAUUGUAGUGGGGUCUCUUGAUGGGAAGAUAAGGUUGUAUUCGAAUACUUCGAUGAGAAUGGCGAAGACGGCGUUUCCCGGGCUUGGUUCGCCGAUUACUAGUGUUGAUGUUACUUAUGAUGGCAAGUGGGUGCUUGGCACUACGGAUACCUACUUGGUGCUUAUUUGUACGUUGUUUACUGAUAAAGAUGGGAAGACAAAGACUGGGUUUAGUGGUCGAAUGGGAAACAGAAUUCCUGCUCCUAGGCUCUUGAAGCUGACUCCUCUGGAUUCGCAUUUGGCUGGCGCGAGCAAUAAGUUUCAUGGUGGCCAUUUCUCGUGGGUCACCGAGAACGGUAAACAAGAACGGCACCUUGUUGCGACUGUGGGGAAGUUUAGUGUGAUAUGGGAUUUUCAGCAGGUGAAGAACAGUGCUCAUGAAUGCUACAGGAAUCAACAAGGGCUGAAGAGCUGUUACUGUUAUAAGAUAGUAUUGAAAGAUGAGUCAAUUGUAGAAUCGCGAUUUAUGCACGACAAAUUUGCUGUCAGUGAUUCUCCAGAAGCUCCGUUGGUGGUGGCUACUCCUAUGAAAGUCAGCUCCAUCAGCCUCUCCGGAAAGCGACGUGGUUAAACAAACUUUGUUUACCUUUUUUUUUUUUUUUUUUUUUAAGGUUUCAAAUUUCUAUUGUUAGGAGUGCCUUUGAAGAAUGUAUUGCUUGUAUUCAAGUCUUAGAUGCUGAUAUUCUUCUGUACAGCGAGUUUUAGGUUGCUCUGUAUCUAUUUUCUUUCUUAUACUGUGUUCAUUUUGUUAUUACAAGUUUGGGUUUGCAGACUGAACUGUACUUCUUUGUUUACAAAUAAAAGAAAAUUUUAUUGGAUAUGAA